AUGUACAACGGCAGAGGUUCUCCGCAUAGAUAUCACUGGAACCCCUGCACUCCUAGCCCAAAUAGGGAUCCUUUAUACAGGGGAAGGUUUAACAGUCACUCUAGAUCACCAAUCACUUCAACACCUCCAUUUGGCAGCGGGAGAUUUCCUCGAUGUCCACAAGACUCUUUAGUUUGUUGGAGUCCACCCGUAGGUUGUCCAUCUUAUUAUGUUGACAGUCCCCCCGCACGUUAUGGUUCGCCGAAUUUCAACCAACCAUCUUAUCACCGAACCUUUGAUUCUCCCGCGAACUCAUAUGCCUCACACUCACCAUUUGUGUCUAACUGCAAUCCAUCUAUGAAUAUCCACUCUGGUUCAAUUUCUAGUAGUUCUUUGAUAUCGACUCAAGACGACUCGAGUUGGAAGUAUGGCAAUUCUCAGCAUAAUUCUUCAGCAUUUGAUAUUAGUUCAAGAUCACCACGAAAUAGUAGCAGAAAAUUCAAUGAGAAUAACCGUCCAUUCAAGAAUUGGAUUGCAUCCAGUUUAUCAGACCCUUGGGAAGGAAUGAAACCAGUCCGUACACCACAUUCCGGUUAUUUAGUUGAUAAGCCGCCUGCACAAAGACAUACUGUUUUGUUUGCUCCCCACGAACGUCGGAGAAGGUUAGAGGUAGAUGAUGAUGAGGCAGUGACGAUUAGUCCGACAAAGCAACUUCAAAGAGUUUGUUCUAAUUAG
Schistosoma curassoni is the source of this 714-nucleotide messenger RNA. NCBI's taxonomy places the organism in Eukaryota, Metazoa, Platyhelminthes, Trematoda, Strigeidida, Schistosomatidae. The record is from the annotation of a GenBank genome assembly.